This is a messenger RNA of Blepharisma stoltei, 327 nucleotides long. Lineage: Eukaryota; Ciliophora; Heterotrichea; Heterotrichida; Blepharismidae. The record is from the annotation of a GenBank genome assembly.
AUGCAGGAUUUUGAAAAUGCAAUAAGUUGAAAGAAAUUGAUAUAGCUCAUAAACUUUUAUGGAUCGACCUUAUUGAAAAAUGUAAAUUUCACAUCCAUACAUCUUAGACCAGACCCUUUGUUAUUUAAGCUUGGGAUAGAAUUAAUUCUGGUCAUUCUUUCCUUCACCUCUCCUUUUUCUUCUCUAACCACUACAAGAAUAUUUAUAUCCACUGUCUUACGAAGAUCAGAGGAAAAAAUGUCAGAACUCCUCAUAGUAUUUUUUAUUUCAAAUAAAAACUUCAAAAUAAUUCUAAAUUAUCAUAAAAGAUGCUUCGAAGCCCAAUAA